AUGUUGGUAUUGAAUUGCGGCGGUCACGAGGUCCAGAUCCAUUACUCGUUACCAGCUGAGAAUUCAGCUGGUCCAUCCGUGCCACGGACACGUCAGCCCAUCUGGUCGGUAGCCUCCCUCGAGGACGUUUUACUUCGCGAGGGAUCCAUUCCAGAG
Strongylus vulgaris is the source of this 156-nucleotide messenger RNA. The record is from the annotation of a GenBank genome assembly. Lineage: Eukaryota; Metazoa; Nematoda; Chromadorea; Rhabditida; Strongylidae.